Saccostrea cuccullata (small rock oyster) is the source of this 956-nucleotide messenger RNA. Its product is annotated as complement C1q tumor necrosis factor-related protein 6-like. The record is from RefSeq and is a predicted model, not a curated record. The coding region runs from base 179 to 655 and encodes 158 amino acids. NCBI's taxonomy places the organism in Eukaryota, Metazoa, Mollusca, Bivalvia, Ostreida, Ostreidae. The transcript is spliced from 3 exons. Gene Ontology annotation, molecular function: protein binding.
CUGUCUAAACUUGGGUUUACAAGUGUGAUGCUGACGUUUCCUUCUUUCUGAAUGCGAUGUCAUGUGAUGUAAAGACCAUUAUAUAAACAGGCACAUCAUGCACAUGAGUGAAGAAAAUUUCUAGGCAGUUUAACCAGGGGUAUUGCUAACAAGAAAGCAUAAACGAAGAUCGAGGAAGAUGACAAAAGUUAUGCUUAUAGUUCUACCUGUUCUCACAGCUUUCGUCUUACCUAUUGUUAAUUGCUCAAACGAUACUCUCCCAGCCAUUGGGUUCAGUGUAAAACUUUCCCGAAAUGUCGAGUUAGGAGCCGGACAAACUCUAAAAUACGACAAACUGAUAACCAACGAGGGUAACGGCUACAACCCAUGGUCGGGACAUUUUACAGCACCCCGUAAAGGACUCUACCUCUUCUCCUGCACUAUAAUGGCGAUGGAAUAUAAAUAUAUACACAUCGAAAUAAUGCAAAAUGGAAUACAUAUAUCAACCCUGUAUUCCACUUCAGCUGAACAAAGCUCACAGACCGUGGUGCUAGUUCUGAAUAAAGGAGACACCGUGUGGACGAGGCAGGCGUGGUCUGGGAGACAUCUGCAUGACCACGUGGGCUACAAUAUAUUUACAGGAGUUUUGAUAUCAGAAAAUGUCCAAUUACUGUAAACCAAUUAUUUGUUGCGUCAUUUUUUACUCGCGAAUGUUCAGUUUGAAAUGAUUUACGCGACUGAUGAUAUAUUCACUAAAAAUGAAAGCCAAAAUAAAGAGGUUCGCGGCAAUUAAUAUUCGCUAGUUAGAAUAGAACUCGCGGAUAUUUCUCGCACGCGAAUACAAAUUUUGUUUACAGUAACUGAUUUGUAGGAAAUAAAUUUCUGAUCUUUGCACUUUUAAACAAAAUUUGGUUUGAAAGUUUCAUGUAUAAUGUAUCAUAACCUUUUGUCUUUAAAAAUUACAUAUGAAUUACCAA